Eruca vesicaria subsp. sativa (arugula) is the source of this 1206-nucleotide messenger RNA. The record is from the annotation of a GenBank genome assembly. Lineage: Eukaryota; Viridiplantae; Streptophyta; Magnoliopsida; Brassicales; Brassicaceae.
AUGACGAGUUCACCCGUUUUCGCCGCUGUCAUCUCGCUACUCCUAGCUACUCUCGCGGUGGCUGAGAUUAAGUUCAUCACCAUCUCCGAUGAUUCUCGGCCAGUAAUCCUCUUACAGAAAUUCGUUGUUACUCAGACCGGUCAUGUAACCAUCUCUGUUUCCUCUGUUUCUACUUCGAGUCAGGACUGGUCAAGGAAAGGGUUCUACCUUGUAGAACAAGAAUCGGUUCUACAAGUAGACAUCGAGCUCCAGCAAAACUCUAGCUUCUGCGUACUCGACUCACACAAAGUCCACCAUAUCGAUCAGUCAUAUCAAAUAACCUCCCCUGGAGAUUACUCUCUCUUCUUUGCUAAUUGCGUACAAGGAACUAAGGUUUCGAUGAAGUGCAAAGCAGAGAUGUGCAAACAGAGAUACUUACCAGCCGGGUCAACCCUACUACCCGGUUUGUUUUUCGUCUGCUCCCUCUGCUACUUGACUUUCUUUGGUCUCUGGGUCUAUCUAUGCUACAACAAGAAGCAAAAGAUUCACAUAUUAAUAGCUGCUCUGCUUCUAAUGAAAUCCCUAAGUCUUCUGUGUAACGCUGAGGUUAAAUACUACGCGAAAACCACAGGCACGCCUCACGGCUGGAACAUAUCUUUCCAUGUUUUCCAGGUCAUUGGAAACGUUAUGCUCUUCAUGGUGAUUGUUCUAGUCGGAACAGGUUGGUCGUUCGUGAAACCUAUGCUACAAAAAAAGGAAAAAAAGUUAUUGAUGAUGAUUAUCCCGUUUGAGGUUAUAUCCACCAAUGCUUUGAUUGUGAUUGGAGGGACCGGACCAUAUGUCCACAACUGGUUACUUUGGACCUACGUCUUCUUGUUUGUGGAGAUAGCUUUCUGGGUGGCGAUGAGAUGUGUAAUAGAUUUGUGGAUGUUUUGCGUAAGAAAGAUAUCAAGAAAAGCGGUCACCUCACCAUGUUUUGGGAACUUCUACAGUUUGCUUUUUGUGUAUCUGCGUUUGACAAGGGUCGGUGUGCGUGCGUUGAAGAAGAUUGUUGGUUAUAAGUAUCAGUGGGUGAGUAAUGCAGCUGAGAUUGUAAGUCUUGCCUUUUAUGCAUUGAUGUGGUAUUAUAUGUUCAGGCCAAUGGAAAGGAAUGGGUACUUUGAUGUUGAAAAAGAAGAAGAAGAAGAAUUGUUACAGAACUUUGCCCUAGAGGAAGAUCGAGUUUGA